This is a messenger RNA of Wasmannia auropunctata (little fire ant), 998 nucleotides long. Its product is annotated as RNA pseudouridylate synthase domain-containing protein 1-like. The coding region runs from base 83 to 973 and encodes 296 amino acids. Gene Ontology annotation, biological process: pseudouridine synthesis. NCBI's taxonomy places the organism in Eukaryota, Metazoa, Arthropoda, Insecta, Hymenoptera, Formicidae. Gene Ontology annotation, molecular function: RNA binding; pseudouridine synthase activity. The record is from RefSeq and is a predicted model, not a curated record. The transcript is spliced from 4 exons.
AUGUGUAUGUAUGUAUACAUAACUGAAAAUGGCCGCGACGUGGAAGCAUCGCUCGGCGUCGUGAUAAACAUCUUGCUCUACAAUGGUCAGGGUAAACGUCAACAGAUUCUUGCACACGUGCACGCUGAUCGUCUGCAAUCUCACGUACACGAUAAUCCGUUUGAUACGCACGUGCAUCAAAAGGCUGGUGAACGAUUGGUACGAGAAGCACAGGCCCGUCCGGAUCAUGCACCGCAGCGAGAACUUUUUGAUAGUCAACAAGCCGUAUGACAUGUACAUAAACAGUAAUAAUCCUGACAGAAAGAAUACUCUUCAGACGGAGCUGCGGGAGAUGCUGCCGGACCUGGUUAAUCCACGGCUGUGCCACGAAUUCCACUUUGUCCACCGGCUGGACUAUCCCACGAGCGGCAUCAUGUGCAUAGCGUUGAACAAAAGGGCGGCCAGAGCGGCGUCGUCCGCCUUCGAGAAUCACAAAGUGCAAAAGUUCUAUUUAGCAUUGGUACACGGCCACAUACACGAAUCUCAUAUCGUAAUCGACAAGCCUAUUGGUGCUGAUAUUCGAGAGAAGUCCGGCAAUCAUAAGAUGUGCACGAGCGACAGUAUCUUUUGCGACAAGCCGCGCAGAUCUUACACAACGCUCGUGGUGCUGGAGCGUGGAUUUUGGAAAGGCAAGCCCGCCACCAAAAUCUUGCUAGCGCCCGGCACGGGUAGACGACACCAGUUGAGAGUACAUUGCCAUCAUAUCGGUCAUACGGUCAUAGGAGACUAUACGUACAGCGAGGGCAAAGAUGUAGAGCCUCGCAGGACCUACCUUCAUUCUCUUAGGUUAAUAUUGAACUGUGAUAUUGAAAAUAUAGAUGUGAGAACGGCGGAUCCGUUCGACGCCUCUAUACUGUCCGAUUACAAAGCGACGAAUGUAACGAAAAGCUUGGACGAGAAUAUAUUUCGCGACAUAUACAAACUUACGGAAUAAAGUUGACAUGUUUUUGUUUAGCGUA